AUGAACUGGGAUGAAAGCAGCUCCGUUGCCUCCGGCCACAACAAAACAUACUAUCCAAGCGAGGAGCAACUGCUAAUCGAGCUCAAAAGCUCAGGGCUCUCUUGGAAAGAGAUCGAGAUUGAGUACAAUAAGAAUGUGCAGGAAGAUCGUCAGCGAACCGCAUCUGCUCUUGAGAAUAAAUGGCGGCAGCUUUGCAGAGACUUUCAAUUGCAGCUCCCGCGGUAA
Molecule: messenger RNA, 225 nt
Organism: Aspergillus novofumigatus IBT 16806
Lineage: Eukaryota; Fungi; Ascomycota; Eurotiomycetes; Eurotiales; Aspergillaceae
Exons: 2
Coding region: 1-225 (74 amino acids)
Source: RefSeq, a predicted model, not a curated record